ACUGAUUCAAACCGAUAAACAGUUUAUUUUUUAAUUUUAUAAGAUUUUUUGUUCAUUCGAUUAUUCGAUAUAAUAAGUUAAAAUGACGAGACAAAGGAGGAAGAAGAUGCAUUUUGGAGAUACUCAUCUCAAGAAGAAAUGGCGAACCAAAAGGAGAACAAAAGAUUUGGAUGAGAUCAAUGAAGACAUCAAACCUGAGAAUUGUGAGAAAUUACUGAAUCAAGAGGUAGAUUAUGAUAAGCCAGGAUCUGCCCAACAUUACUGUGUUCAUUGUGCCAGAUAUUUCAUUAGUCAGAAUGCUCUACAAGACCAUUUCAGAACAAAGACUCAUAAAAGAAGGUUGAAGGCUUUAGAAACAGAACCGUACACAAUUGAAGAAUCUGAAAGAGCUGCAGGUAUCGGUAGUUGGGUGCAACCAGUUAAAAGAAAAAUCGAAACUCAGAAACCUUUGAAACCUGAAGAUACUGUUGAGCCUACAGAGAAAAGAGCAAGAAUAGAUAUUGAUUAAUUCAAUGAAAAUGUAUUCAAUUUCCAAACUUUUAUUUCCAAGUCGAACUCUUAAUAACUUUAGUAGAAAUAUUAAAUCAG
Messenger RNA from Coccinella septempunctata (seven-spotted ladybird), 588 nucleotides. Its product is annotated as zinc finger protein 593 homolog. Lineage: Eukaryota; Metazoa; Arthropoda; Insecta; Coleoptera; Coccinellidae. The record is from RefSeq and is a predicted model, not a curated record. Gene Ontology annotation, molecular function: zinc ion binding; nucleic acid binding. The transcript has 2 exons. The coding region runs from base 83 to 508 and encodes 141 amino acids.